AUGUACCUUAUGUUAAAAUUCUACUGUAUGUAUAUAUGCACGUAUGUGUGUACAUAUAUAGGCAUGAAGUGCAUUCACUCAAUCAUUCAGUCUGGAUAUUUGACUAUCUGCUUCUUCUCAAUUUUUUUUUUCUUGGUAUUAAUGGAAGAACUGAAUUUGCUUUUGUUCGCUUCGGAAAUCAAGAUUGUUAAGAGAGAUUUAAAUCUCAUGGCAAUCUCAAUCUCGAUCAACCAAAAGAGUUGUAUUGCAUGUGAAGAAAUGAAUGACGAUGGCUUGAUGGUAUAUUGCGUAACACUAUUGCUAACAUAUAUAUAUAUUCUUCAUCACCAUAUUAACUACUAUUCUCUAUUACGAGUUUAUUAUUCAUACACAUCUUUAGUCCUUUAUAUGUACAUCAAAAAAUGCAUAGAAAUUUCUUUCCAGUAUACUCUAGAUUCUAAAUUUUUGCUUUACAUAUGUAUGUAUGUGUUUGAACCUGGGCUUGUCCUUCUUAUUACGAAUAAUUUCAAUGAAAAACAGAAAAGAACUAAGAACAUAUCAUACCCGCUCGGUUAUAACAUUACCCUAGUGAGAAUAAUAAUAAUACUAAAAAUAAUAACAAGAUGA
Molecule: messenger RNA, 606 nt
Organism: Candida tropicalis MYA-3404
Lineage: Eukaryota; Fungi; Ascomycota; Pichiomycetes; Serinales; Debaryomycetaceae
Exons: 1
Coding region: 1-606 (201 amino acids)
Source: RefSeq, a predicted model, not a curated record